AUGUCGCCUGAUUCUGCGGCCCUUGCUGCUGCUGCUGUUGUUGCUGCUUUGGGAAGAACGGCCUUUUCCCGGGCUCAGAUACUCUUACUGUUACAGGGGGAUCUAAGAAAGUCACGUUCCUAUUCGACGGCGCGGGAUCUUGACAUGUUGAAUUCCUCGUAUUUGUCUUUGGAGGGCACCAUACAGGAGCAACUAGAGCGGUUGGCAGCCUCCGCUGGGGAGGCCUCGGCGAACAGUUACAAGCUACUGGCCGAGCGAUUUCGGGAGUUGUCGGAGGCGAAGGUCACGGAAAUACAGCAGGCAUACAACAGCCAUCGCCUUGACGAACUUGCGGCAGACAGGUCCAUCAUGGAUAUUAUCACGCAGCUCAAAAAGAAAGGCGUUGCCGUUUCGGACAUAUCCGACAUCUUCCCCAACGAAGAAUUUGAGGCUGUCAGGAAGGAAUUCAUGGUUCGAGUGGCGAAGCGGAUCAAGGCAUUUUUUAUGCCUGUCUUCAUCGUCACGCAAACACCGGAGGAGUUCUCGGACUGGCUGUACACAAGGUAUCACUUGGUUCCUCCAAUGCGGCUGCUGGAGAGUAUCAUCGAAGAGUUGAGCUUUGUAAACGACAGGGAGGCUUACGCUGUUGUGCGCGUGGAAAGUGUCAAUGCGGAGGUCAUAAUACGAAGCAGAGAACCCUCAGCAAGGGACGGACCUGGGAUCGAGGCUGUAGCAGGGGAUGCGGUUCUUCAGGGUAGUGCUGCUUCUCGCGAAGAUGAAGCAGAGGAGAGGCAAAAGAUGCAAACUCAGAGUCUCACCGCCGGGCGAGUCCUGCCCAUCGUUUCGCAACCCUCACAGGAAGCGCUAGUAAUGACUAGGAGCAACUUCUUUGGGGCGGAACUAGUAAAGCGCUUUGACCACCUAAAUAAGUCCUACCUGCGCACUGUGGUGGGGGGGCAGCUAGCCCGCCGAGCGGUAUUGAUUCUAUAUGUGGGCGACCGCAAAGGAGAAAUUGCAAGACCAUCCCCAAAUCCUCAGGAGAUCGUGCGAAAGCUGGAUACAGCAGAGAAAUUUUGCAACAUCUUCAGUGCCCCUUCGCAGGAGGUGGCCGCCCUUUGGAGACAGAUGGACGCGGAAGUCCCAUUCUAUUCUAUCUUCUUCAGAGCGGACCCCGUGGUCUUUGACUUGAUCCCCGUAUCCAUCUCCUUCGAACCUGCAAAGUUGCCACCCUUACCUCCCUCCCCUCUUUUCAGAGGGGAAUUUGGGGUGGUGCAAAUCCAGGCGUCACUCAGUGGUUCAGACUGGCUCAUUCCAGCAGCUCGCCCACUUCAGGCAGCAGUGGCCUACGUCAACAGUCACUCAGAAAGGGGAGGCGUUCAGGCAGUGGUCAGUGUUGUGGAGGAGAAGGGGACAGCUUUCUGGCGAUCCCCUAAGCAGUAUGGCGUUAGGGUGCUCAUUCGGAGUUCUGAUUCGCCCAACCUCCGGCUGCGGUUUAACCGGUCCCACGAAGCCUCUGAUCCCGCAAAUGGUUUGGAAGCUUCUUCCAGAGCAGUGGUGUCACUCUCAGGGGAAGGCGCUGUGCUGCAGUACCUUGAGCAGACAGUGGCCAAAGUCAUCCUGCCAACCAUAGCGGCUCGCGCCUCUUUCAGGCGCCUGCUGUUUCACGUUUGCUUCGCUGGCGAAACUUGCUAA
Messenger RNA from Cyclospora cayetanensis, 1671 nucleotides. RefSeq lists its product as uncharacterized. The transcript is spliced from 7 exons. Lineage: Eukaryota; Apicomplexa; Conoidasida; Eucoccidiorida; Eimeriidae. The coding region runs from base 1 to 1671 and encodes 556 amino acids. The record is from RefSeq and is a predicted model, not a curated record.